Salarias fasciatus (jewelled blenny) is the source of this 1909-nucleotide messenger RNA. RefSeq names its product ETAA1 activator of ATR kinase a (gene etaa1a). The transcript is spliced from 6 exons. Gene Ontology annotation, biological process: DNA damage response; positive regulation of protein serine/threonine kinase activity; replication fork processing. NCBI's taxonomy places the organism in Eukaryota, Metazoa, Chordata, Actinopteri, Blenniiformes, Blenniidae. The coding region runs from base 42 to 1610 and encodes 522 amino acids. Gene Ontology annotation, cellular component: nuclear replication fork. The record is from RefSeq and is a predicted model, not a curated record. Gene Ontology annotation, molecular function: protein serine/threonine kinase activator activity.
CCACCAGCUAAACCCUGACCUGGGAGCCGCCGCCGCGCAGCAUGAGCGGAGCUUUACCACCGGAGCACCGGUGUGCGCGGUCCCGAGCGAGCCGCCUGAGCCGGAGCUUCAGGAUGUCUCAGGCGGCGGAGCCGGAGCCUCCGCGGCCCGUUGCAGAGUUUCGGACCCCGUCUCGACUGCCUCGAUGCAGAACAGCCGAGUCUCCUCAGCAGGACCCGGAUUGUCAGCAGGACAUUGUGUGGGAUGCCACAUCGCCGUCGCCACGCCGAUCAGGCAAUCGGGGCAAAAACCACGUGGCAAGAGGAGUGGACAUCUCAGAGAUUGUAAGCAGGAUCGCACCGAAGCAUGGCAGGCCGGCAGUACCUGAGCCCACCCUGCAGCAGUGGAUUGGGGACAGCGCCACCAUCCCCUGCACGCCAGACCUUCAGGCUCCGAAACCCAGGAAGUCUCCACGGCGGACUGUGGUGGACGAUUUGCUGAGACUCGCUAAACAGUUUGACCUCACCAUGUUCCGACCCGAUGCCCCCGAACCCCCGCUGAGCCCGGAGCUCCUCACUGAUGCUGCGUUGGAGUCCACGAAUCAUCAGACCGCCGUUCAUCCCACCGAGGUUGACGAUCUGGACUUCCUGUUUGAUGGACCGACGCAACACCUGAGCGGACGGCUCAGUCAGCCGUCACAGGUCGGACCCAGUGCUGUUGAUGUUAAACCCCUCCCCACCAGCACCGCCUCGCAUGGUGCUGAAAUCCAGGACGACUGGGAAAACGACCACUUGUUUAACGACUCUUUGGUUUUGGAGAUGGCGCAUAAUCCAGAGAUGUUUCUAGCUCCGAUCGAUAGCUCCACCCAGAAGCCAAUCCCUCGAACUGGACAGGUGAGGCAUCAGAACUCGUCCCCUGUCAAACUCCGCCAAUCAGCAGCCGGCACAGGGAGGCUGAGCCGGGUACCGGGCUGCAGCUCAGACUCGGCUUCUGCUCUCAGAUUGGUCCAAACAGCAGCAAACAAGGAAAAUGUGAGUCCAGGAGCAAGGGUUGAGUCAGUCUGUGGGGUGAGCCAGGGACCGGACCGCCGCUCAGAGCCGCCGUUCACCACCAGAGACUUUCUGCUGGACGACCUGGACGCUUUGUUCUCGGCCGAGCCUCUUUGGGACGACGCUGAAGACGACGAUUUGCUGUGCCAACUGUGCGAAGACCUGGAGAGGCAGGUCGACUCCAAUGUCCCUGCGUCCAACCAGAGAGCGGCUCCACACACGCCCUUCAAUAAGCCUAAAGCAGACACUACCUGUACGAACUACGCCUCCUCCAGAGGCCCCGUUCCCACCGGGGCCCCUGUGCAUCGGAGUACCGCUGGUGAACCUGUCAGGUUCAAGCAGGAGGUUUCAGGAUUCGGCAGGUUGGAGACUCCCAGGAGGAACGAUGGGUUCCCAACAAGCACACACAAAGACCGGUUCUCCUUCAAGAAGCCAAACAACCCAGUUUCCACGGUUACCAACACAGCGUCUCUGAGGUGUUCGGAUGCAGAGAUCCAGAUGAAAAAGCAGCAGGCGAUGGAGAGGAGGAGGCAGAGGCUGCAGGCUGCACCAGGCUGGAGUCGAACCGGCAGCUUGGGAUGAGAAGGAAGUGAUUGUGUGUUGGACACUCUGAAGCUGCAGCCUGAAAAUUUUACAGCGGUGAGCUGAGGACAGAGACAGUGGAGACAUGUGGAAACCUCAGCUAAGCUCCUCACCGCUCCCUGUCUCCGAGAUGUUUUUAAUACCCUCUGUGUGACCUGCAGGAGGCGCCGUCUCUCACACUGAGCAGAUGGAUGAUGUGGGCUGUUGCUCCUCAGCUGAACUUGCAGUGGAAACUCAGUGUAGCAUUGUAGAUCCUUGGUGUGUUUUCUACUGUUAAGUAGGAGUUAAACAGUUCAGUC